This is a messenger RNA of Rhopilema esculentum, 3359 nucleotides long. RefSeq names its product mitochondrial genome maintenance exonuclease 1. Gene Ontology annotation, cellular component: mitochondrion. Gene Ontology annotation, molecular function: single-stranded DNA exodeoxyribonuclease activity. The record is from RefSeq and is a predicted model, not a curated record. Gene Ontology annotation, biological process: mitochondrial DNA replication. Lineage: Eukaryota; Metazoa; Cnidaria; Scyphozoa; Rhizostomeae; Rhizostomatidae.
UUGCCCACAUGUGGAACAUCCAGACAGAAGAAUUCUGUUACACAUCUUGGUUCUACUGCGUGUUUUGGGUUAAAUUGUCAAUUGAUUUUGAAGAUGAACAGUUUUCAGUUUGUUAAAUAGAACCGGCUUUCAAACCGAACACUCUUCAGUUGAUCAUGGCCAGAUUACAAUAUUUGUUCGACACUAUUUCCAUUGCUAAGAAGUUGGUCAUGCACGUAAACAAACAGCAUUUUGCAUCGAAAAUGCAAUGUUUUUACUCAUCAAAUGCUCCAGACUUUCUUAAAUACUCGAAAGAAGAUAUAAAGGCCUUGGAUAGGAAAACACUUCAAUUAAUUUGCAAGGCUAUUGGAAUAAACCGUGGAAUCAAGACAUCUGCAAUGAUUGACAGAAUAGCAAAGCAUAUGGAUGAGCAAAGCCUUUCUGAACUCACAUUCUUUCCUUUUCAAAAUGAGAGUAAACUGUAUCAAAAAAUGACUUCAGAUAUGGACCCAUUAUCAAUAUCGCUCUCAAGUGAGAAAGUAUGUGGACUUGAUCGUGUUUAUGAAGGGAAGUUUCCAAGUGUAACAACUAUCCUCAGUGCCACUAAAUCAAAGAAGAAUCUUGAACAGCUUGCAAGAUGGAGAAACAAGGAACUUGGACAAAUGGGACUAAAGAAUUUUAUCAAGAUGGAACAAGAAACAUUUGUUUCUGGAACAAGACUUCAUGAGGUGAUGGCACAGUGGUUAAAUGAUUAUCAUGAGUAUGAACAAACAAAAGCUAAAGAAUUCAAGCAAAACUGUAGUUUAUUUCGCACAAAGGAAGAUCGGCUUACAGAUAGAGAGAAUUUUAUUAUAAAAACCCUGCAAAAGUUUAUGUCACCAAGUGGUGCUGGUAUCAGUCGUACAUACAACCAAAUGGUUAGUCUUAUUCAGGUAUUGAAAGACAUUGACCAAGUACUUGCUGUUGAAAGUUGCACAGUUCAUAAAGAACUUAUGUAUGCCGGAACUGUUGACUGCCUUGCUGUAUUCAGAGAUGCAGUUUGUUUAAUUGACUGGAAAACAACUAAAAGACCAAGAAGAAGUGUGGGAUCCUGUUAUGAUUAUCCAGUUCAACUAGCAGCUUAUGUGGCUGCAAUCAAUGCAGACCCUGCUUAUAAUUUCAAGGUUGAGAAUGCUGUGCUUGUUUUUUGUCACAAUGAUGGUACUGUGGCAGACGUUCACAUGUUCUCAAUAGAGAAAUUACUUCCUUUUUAUUACGAAUGGCAGGGCAGACUUCAGCUGUUUAAAAGAAACUUUUACGGUACAACGAAUCCUGCUCAAAAUGAACUGAAUAGUGCAAAAGAAGAGACAGAAAGUUUCUGGCGUGAUGAUGAUGACCCAAAUAAUUUGAACGUUGGAAAUGUUUCAAUUAGGUAGCGAAUGAGGUUGAUCUAAAUGCUACACAAAACUUGAAGAGAUGGCAAAAUUCCAGUGGCGUUUCCCUGUCACAAUUUUGAAAGAGCGAACUUAGGUAUGUGUUUUUUAUGGUCUUGUAGGAACGAUUUAACCUGUUUUUAGACAAAAAAGUUUUAGAACAGAUUUUACAAAUUUUUUAAGACUGCAACCUACUUUUUUAUAAAAAAUCGACCUGCCCAAAAAUAUUUUUUUCAAAGAUGCCUCUUUUAUUGCCGAACUUGAUUAAUUUCUGGUUUAUUUUGGUCGUAUAAAAGCAGAAUAACCUGUUUUUUGUAAAAAUAAUUUUGAAAAUUUUUUAUCAUUUUUCUAAGCCUAUCGCCUCGCCCUUUUUAUAAAAUAUCAGCAAGUCAAAAAACCUUUGCAAAAACAGUUUUUUUUGCAAAAUAUGGCUUUAAUUUCAUAACUAAAUUUGCUGUUAGUUUGUUAUGAUUAAUAUAUGCAGAAUAAUUUUUCAAGAAAAAACUAAUUUUUGAUGAAAAUCAACCAUUUUUCUAUGCCUAUAGCCUUACUUUUCUAUGAAAAAUUGACCUGUCUAGAAACUGCUUUAUUAGAAAAUGCCUCUUUCAUUUCUGGACUUAUUUUUAUUUUGGUCUAUUUUGAUCAUAUAUUUGACGCUUAAGUGAAAUUUAAUCAGAGCUAAUUUCACGAGGGUCUUUUCAGCUUUAACUAAUUCGCUUGGAAUUUUUGUUAUUACUUAUUCGUCAUGGUCUCUUGUGCCACGCUUUCUCGCAUUUUUCUUGUAUCUGCCCUACUAUUUCAUUGGCAAUGCAAAAACAGAUUGGCAAUGUCUUUCGGCCUCCUGAGGAUUUGAUUUGUAAAACUAGGGUGGGGUGUGUGUUUUGUUGCGUUUUCAUUCCCUUGGUUAAUGUAGAGGUUUUCAAGGUUUUGGCAUAGCGUGGGUCUCACCUUGCUUGCUGAAGCCUCAAUUCAAGUAUGCUGUUUAUUUUGUACGUGAAGUCUCAAUGAGAGUUAACUAUCAGAUGUGUCAUAUGGUUAUUCGCCAGGUAUACAUUCCUCUACUGAUUAACCAGGUAUGUUUUAGAACUUUUUUAGAUAAUGCUUUGUUGUUUUGGCAGUUUCAUUUGUUAUUGGUAUGAAUGGGAGCGCUCAAGCUUCGUUCGUAGAGAAUUUUUUGUCACCUCGUGCUGCGGCUUUCUCGGUGGGCUUUUCGCUCACAAUGUAAUUGCAGCCAAUUCUGCCUAUAGUUCCACACUCAUUUCGUUAUCAUAACUUCUUGGGUAACAAUUAUUUACGGCUCUUUCGCAAUACUAUUCUUUAUAUCGCCAACACGAAUAGAUAGGCUUAAUUGUUUGAAAUUUCCUUGAGUAACCGUUAUUCUUUCAACUGUUUCUCGCUAUAAAUGUAAACAGCAUCUGAAGUUUUGUUUAUUGGUUGUGUUAAUGCUUGGAAAUUCCAAUUUUUUGCAAUCUUAACUAAAAUUCUAAACUUAAAGUGAAUUCAAGUUGUAGAAUCUUUUAUAGAUUUUAGGGUUUGUUGUGUCGGCAAUUAUUUUCCGUUCUGUGCUAUUCAUUCGUUGCUUUGGUGCAGCCAGAUAACGUUGUAGGCAAUUUUCGGCUUUUUACUAGUCUUCCAUCAAGGGUUGCUGAUAAAUCAUUUAUGCUAUCACUUCUAGAUUUAAGCCAGGUAAAUGGCGACUUUAGCUCGUUAUCGAAAAAGAAGCUAGAUUUGUUUUCCAAGCAUGGUAUUUCAAGUUUAGAUGCUUUUAAAGAGAUUCUGAAUAAAGUCAAUAUCCAAGACCCUUUAGCUUGGUUGUUUCUAAGGAAUCUAUCUUUAAGCUUUCCAUUCACUGGAAUGAUAUGAGGUUACUAGCCUUUAGUGGGGUACAGUGGCUCGGAGAUUUGAAAAACAAUUUCGAGAAAAUUUGGCCAUUUUUCCAAGCCUAUAGCCUUACUUUUUUAUGAGAAA